Cuscuta campestris is the source of this 2160-nucleotide messenger RNA. The record is from the annotation of a GenBank genome assembly. Lineage: Eukaryota; Viridiplantae; Streptophyta; Magnoliopsida; Solanales; Convolvulaceae.
GAAAAGAGUGGUGAGAAAAUAGAUGGUUCCGAUCCGCUAGGGUGGUUGUUCAAGGCGCAUGAAUACUUUGUCUUCUACGGGGUUGCAGACGACGCACGCCUUUCCGCGGUUUCGCUCAUGCUUGAGGGACCGGCUUUGGAUUGGUUUCGUUGGCGGCAACGGAACGCCCUUGUUCCUACUUGGGCUGAUUUCGUCUCCCAAUUCAAGCUUCGUUUUGACCCAUUGAGUUACGUGGAUUAUUUUGGUCUUCUUUCUAAAGUUCGUCAAACCGGGACGGUAUUGGAAUAUCAACAGGCGUUUGAAAAAGUGUUAGUUAAUGUGACGGGUGUAGCGGAGGACAAUUUGCAGUCUCUCUUCCACGCCGGGUUGAAAUCACAUCUUCAACACGAGAUUAUGUUGCACAAACCAGGAUCCUUGUCCGCGUCGUUUGCUUUGGCGCGUGAACUGGAGGUGAAAUAUCUUGCUUGGACUUCCGCUUUGCCAAAUCGAUCUGGGGGUUUUCGUGAAACCGUACCAGCAAAACCCACGGCCCUUGCCCAGGCAGUGCCUCUAUUACCUUCGCCAGGGACAAAAACCUCCCCACCUGCCACACCUACGGCGGACCUGCCAGUUCGGCGGUUGUCCUACGCCGAAAGAAAAGCUCGUGAUGCCAAAGGCCUUUGCUACAACUGCGAUGAAAAAUGGGUAAAAGGUCACAGCUGCGGCCGAUUUUUACCCUUACUGGAGGAUGACGAAGAGGAGGAGAUUCUGUCACCAGUGGAUGAUACGGUGCUUGCGGCAGAUGUUUCGUCUCUCCAUAGUUUGGUCAUAGCUCCACGGUCUCUACGACUGUCGGGUAUGCUCGGGGCCGUGGUAGUGGACGUAUUAAUUGAUGGGGGCAGCACCCAUAAUUUUGUUCACCCAUCGCUAGUCGCUCGUGCACAGCUUACCAUCUCAGACAUUCCCCCCUUCCGGGUGUACGUGGGCAACGGUGAAUCCUUACUCUGUACUCGGCAAUGCCUUAAUGUGUCUCUUCUUUUGCAGGGUUUUCAAUUCACGGUGGACUUGUAUGUGUUGCCUAUUCACGGACCUGAUAUGGUACUUGGUGUUCAAUGGUUACAAUUAUUGGGUCGGGUCACCCACGACUAUGCCAAUCUCAUUAUGGAGUUCACAUGGCAGGACAAAACUGUUAGCUUGCGCGGCGACCCUCUCUCGCCUAAACCCGUGUCCCUCCAUCAUUUGAACGGUCUGUGUACCGCCGACCAAGUCGCGGCGUGCUACGAGUUGUUGAUUUCCCCAAGCCCAAACAGCGCGCCGGCCAAAGGGGAUCACUGGCCGACUGAUCUGCCAGUGGUCACUCCCGCCGAUUUUCGGGAUUUUCAACAGCAAAUUGAUCGCCAACUUUUGGCGCACACUACAACCAUGCAAACCCUAAAUUACACCAUGGAGCAGCUCCAGCAGCGGUGUGAGGCCUUGUUCACCCGUCUCGAGAAAAACCCAGGCACUGGUGGUGCACCGGCGCGCGUGGGUGGUGGUGGCGGUCCGGAAACGGUUCCCUUUACAUCCCGAUUGAAGCUCGAGACGCCUAAAAUAGAUUGUUCCGAUCCGCUAGGGUGGUUGUUCAAGGCGCAUGAAUACUUUGUCUUCUACGGGGUUGCAGACGACGCACGCCUUUCCGCGGUUUCGCUCAUGCUUGAGGGACCGGCUUUGGAUUGGUUUCGUUGGCGGCAACGGAACGCCCUUGUUCCUACUUGGGCUGAUUUCGUCUCCCAAUUCAAGCUUCGUUUUGACCCAUUGAGUUACGUGGAUUAUUUUGGUCUUCUUUCUAAAGUUCGUCAAACCGGGACGGUAUUGGAAUAUCAACAGNUUUGUCUUCUACGGGGUUGCAGACGACGCACGCCUUUCCGCGGUUUCGCUCAUGCUUGAGGGACCGGCUUUGGAUUGGUUUCGUUGGCGGCAACGGAACGCCCUUGUUCCUACUUGGGCUGAUUUCGUCUCCCAAUUCAAGCUUCGUUUUGACCCAUUGAGUUACGUGGAUUAUUUUGGUCUUCUUUCUAAAGUUCGUCAAACCGGGACGGUAUUGGAAUAUCAACAGGCGUUUGAAAAAGUGUUAGUUAAUGUGACGGGUGUAGCGGAGACUUGGAGACGCUCCAAGUCUCCUCUACCGAUACCUUGUCGUAU